CAAUUUUUCCGUCAUCAAAACAUUGACUGACUUGUUUUCUUUCGACCUAGUCGUCACAUAGAAGUUUUUACGAUAAGCCGAUGAAGCUGGACUGAACUUCCGUUCAUUUUGAAGUGAAUGCCGUGAAAAUGAAAAACCAAUUCAUAUUCUUUGCAUUUAUUAGUGUUUACUCGGCAAUUUCCCUUAUCCUGUUCAACUUAGUCUACCGCACUUCGAAAGUUGUGGUCGAUGAGGAGUUCCACCUGCGCCAAGGUGAACACUACUGUCAUGGGCGGUUCGAUGUUUGGGACAACAAAAUCACAACGUUUCCGGGGUUGUACUUAGUUUCGGCAUCAUUCUUGGGCCCAUUCCAAGCCUGUUCGAUCUAUCACCUACGAAUGAUCUCGCUAAUCGCAUCCAUUGCCAACGUUUACCUGAUUUACAUAAUUCGCAGAGUGGUUCUAGCCAAUCGAAGUCCAUCCUACCUGCUUCUGGAGUCGAUUUCGUUGGCCACUCUUCCGCCGUUGUAUUUCUUUACACAUCUAUACUAUACGGACGUCCUUUCCGUUACGAUGGUGCUCACUAUGGUAUAUUUUAGCCUGAAAGGAAUGCACAACUGGGGUGGAAUUGCAGCUUUUAUGGCCAUUUUGAUGCGACAGACUAAUAUUGUGUGGGUCGGAAUGGUUCUCGGUAAUCAAGUCAUCAAAACGGCAAUCGAUCUCUGUCAAGCAGAUGGAAAGGGUUCCAACAGGAAGGGUCGCCAUUAUGGAUAUUCGGAUUUGUGGCAAACAAUUAGGAUUAUGCUUCGUAAACCUAAAUUAGUAGUUGAUCUUCUCAGACAUGUAUUGCCCAAAUAUUUCGGAUACAUUAUCAAUAUUGUGGGCUUUGUCGUUUUCCUAUGUUUGAAUGGGUCCAUCGUUAUCGGAGACAAAUCUGCUCAUGUGGCUAAGCUUCAUGUGCCUCAGAUCUUCUACUUCUCGCUAUUCUUCGCCGCAUUCAGCAGUUCCCACGUGCUGUCCACGCUCAAACGGAUAGCCCGAUUCAUGCGGAAGAAGUGGCCGAUGACCAUUCUCUGCAUAUGCCUCUUCGCCGCAGCCAUCCACCUGAACACCAUAGUCCAUCCGUACAUGCUAGCCGACAACCGUCACUACACGUUCUACAUCUGGAAUCGCUUCUUUGGCCGCUGGUGGUUCGCUCGAUACCUUCCGAUCCCGGUCUAUUACGCCGCGUUGGUGCUUGUGGUGCUGAUGCUCCUGCCGAGUAGCAAUAAUCACGAACAGACCGUGGGAUUCAGCUUGCUGUGGAUGUUGGCCACCAUUGCUUCGGUGGCCUUGCAGCAGCUGAUCGAAGUUCGGUACUUCAUUUUGCCAUUCCUUGUCCUAAGACUGAUUCAAACUAAUGUUCGGACGUCGUCGAAACUGCUCGCAUUGGAAGUGUUGGCGAAUUUGGCAAUCAACGCCGCUACAGUGUACGUGUUCGUGAAGAAGGAGUUCUACUGGAGCAACUAUGAGGACGCCCAAAGAAUUAUUUGGUAAGGGAUUAGUGAUAAAGAUCUGAAAGGCUAAGUUGGA
Molecule: messenger RNA, 1550 nt
Organism: Aedes aegypti (yellow fever mosquito)
Lineage: Eukaryota; Metazoa; Arthropoda; Insecta; Diptera; Culicidae
Gene: Alg10
Product: putative Dol-P-Glc:Glc(2)Man(9)GlcNAc(2)-PP-Dol alpha-1,2-glucosyltransferase
Exons: 4
Coding region: 129-1514 (461 amino acids)
Biological process (GO): dolichol-linked oligosaccharide biosynthetic process; protein N-linked glycosylation
Cellular component (GO): endoplasmic reticulum
Molecular function (GO): dolichyl pyrophosphate Glc2Man9GlcNAc2 alpha-1,2-glucosyltransferase activity
Source: RefSeq, a predicted model, not a curated record